Selaginella moellendorffii is the source of this 1904-nucleotide messenger RNA. Its product is annotated as L-gulonolactone oxidase 2. The record is from RefSeq and is a predicted model, not a curated record. Gene Ontology annotation, cellular component: membrane. Lineage: Eukaryota; Viridiplantae; Streptophyta; Lycopodiopsida; Selaginellales; Selaginellaceae. Bases 111 to 1856 code for a protein of 581 amino acids. Gene Ontology annotation, molecular function: FAD binding; D-arabinono-1,4-lactone oxidase activity. The transcript is spliced from 2 exons.
UCAAGCUCAUGCUUGACUUGGUGUGCGACAUUGGUGUUUCUACUUAAGUGAGAGUCUCGAGUUUCACCUUUGAUUGUCUCGUGUAGAUCAGCUCUGCUCGUUCAAAGAGAAUGGGACUUUUCACUUUCUCUAGCAUGCUCACUCUCUCGAUUGUUUUCUUUGCAGAUGUUCUUGCGCUACCUCCGCCAGCAGUAACUUGCAGAUCUGGAAACUCAAACUGCACGAUCUCUGGAACUUACGGGACAUGGCCCGAUCGAUCCACUUGCAAGGCUGCUCAAGUUUUCUAUCCGGCGAGCGAGCAGCAGAUCGUCGACGCCGUAGCAUUUGGAGUCCGAAACAACAUGAAGAUGAAAGUCGUGACGAGGCUGUCGCACAGCAUACCGAAGCUCGUGUGUCCCGGAGGCGAUCAAGGACUCGUGAUCAGCACGAAGAACUACAGCCGCGGCAUUGUCAUCGACAGGGCAGCCAUGACGGUCACGGUUGACAGUGGUGUGGAGCUUCGCAACUUUGUGGACACUCUCGCAAGUUCCCAGCUCGCUUUUCCACAGUCUUCAUACUGGAGCGGCGUCACGAUCGGUGGCCUCCUCAGCACCGGUGCUCACGGAAGUUCUCUUCGAGAUCUGGGAAGUGCUGUUCACGAGUACGUGACGAGCAUCAGGCUCGUGGUUCCGGCAUCGCCAGCAGAGGGAUACGCGAAAGUUUUAACUUUCACCCAAGCUAGCGAAGAUCUGGACGCGGUCAAGGUUUCUCUCGGAGUUCUAGGCGUGCUGUCCAAGAUCACACUCAAGGUGGAGCCGAUGUUUAAGAGGUCCGUGACCAACACCAUGAGGUCGGACAGCGAUCUGGAGGAUCAAGUCGCCACUUUUGCAAAUGGUAACGAUUAUGGUGACAUAACUUGGUAUCCUUCCAUGAACCAGGCGGUCUACCGGAUCGAUCAACGGGUUCCAAGCAUUGUUCCCGGAAAUGGAGUGAACGAUUUCAUCGGCUUCCAGCCGACAGCAGUGUUGAUCUCUCAAGCUACGAGAACUACAGAAAGAGUUUUUGAGUUCACGAGAGACACGCAAGGUACGUGUAACAGAGCUCGGCUUCAGGCAUUCACGCUCUGGACGACUGGCUACGGGCUCAAGAACAACGGCGUUCUCUUCACUGGUUAUCCGCUGAUUGGAAACCAGAACAGGAUACAAACCUCAGGAACUUGCUACAACUCUUCCAGCUCGCUCUUCACUUGCCCAUGGGAUCCCAGCAUCGAUGGCUUGUUCUUCCACCAGACAACCAUCUCGAUCGCCCUCGAAAGAUCCAGGGACUUCAUACUCGACGUGAAGAGGCUGAGAAACGCGACUUUGAACGGUCUGUGCGGUCCCGACGGCUACAGUGGAUCUCUAAUGCGCUACGUGAAGAAAUCCAGCGCUUACUUGGGAAAGCCCGAGGAUUCCGUGGACAUCGACGUCACUUACUAUCGAGCGGACGACGCAAACACUCCAAGGCUCAACGAAGACGUCCUCGAAGAGCUCGAGCAAAUGGCCGUUUUCAAGUACCAGGGAACUCCACACUGGGGGAAGAACCGCAACGUUGCCUUCGUCAACGCUUCCAGAAAGUAUCCAAACCUUCCAAAGUUUUUGGAUGCGAAGAAGAGGCUGGAUCCCAAUGGCUUGUUCUCGAGCGAGUGGUCGGAUCUGGUUCUCGGAGUGACGACCGCUGGAUUGACCAGCGACAAAGAUCACUGCGCUCUAGAGGGUCUUUGCAUUUGCUCCAGCGAUCGACAUUGCGCUCCGGAGAGGGGCUACUUUUGCCGGCCAGGACGAGUGUUCCAGCAAGCCAGAGUGUGUCGCUUCGAAGAACUACUCAGUGUUGAAUGACUUAACUUACCCUGGAUUUAAAAACAAGAUUUUACCCUUGUCCGUGAA